Messenger RNA from Bombus terrestris (buff-tailed bumblebee), 669 nucleotides. RefSeq lists its product as uncharacterized. Gene Ontology annotation, molecular function: protein kinase binding. The record is from RefSeq and is a predicted model, not a curated record. Gene Ontology annotation, cellular component: cytoplasm. Bases 1 to 669 code for a protein of 222 amino acids. The transcript has 5 exons. Lineage: Eukaryota; Metazoa; Arthropoda; Insecta; Hymenoptera; Apidae.
AUGCCAAGAUGUAUAUUUGGCAAUAAAUUUGAUAAACAUGUAUUAAAUAGAAUAUAUGAAACAGAUUACCUAACAAAUAUAACACAACUGAGUCUAAUUGACUGUUCUUUGUCAAAAGUGGAUCUUUCUGCAGAAAUUCUACCACAGUUAGAAAGUUUGGAUCUAAGUAAAAAUCAAAUAACUUAUUUAUGUGGUCUCCAUUCCUUUAAGUAUUUGCAUACAUUAUGUUUAAGUUACAAUUGCCUGGAAGCCUUUAAUGGAAAUGAUUGUGACAAAAAUAAUUGUAUAUUUCCAAAACUAUACACUUUAUUUUUAGAUCAUAAUUGCAUUAAGACAGUAAUAAAUAUUAGUAAAGAACAAUUACCCGUGAUAAAACAUCUAUUUUUAAAUAAUAAUUACCUUCAAGGUACCAAUGAAAUAACUUAUUGUUCUACUUUGGAAUCUCUAACUUUGGAUUAUAAUGCAAUUGAAUUAUUAAAUGUAGAAGAUUUUAUCGAAAAUGAUAAUCUAGAGUUUUUAUCUGAUGAAGCUGAAAUGCAAUAUUUAUUAUUAUUGAAAAAUUUAGAAGAAAUAACAUUUGAAGGGAAUCCUUUAUAUAAUGAAAUAAAUAAAAAUAAAAUGAUUGCUCAAGACUUCGCAAUUCAAGAUGCAAAAAUUGAGGAAAUUUAA